This is a messenger RNA of Nothoprocta perdicaria, 1927 nucleotides long. It is a transcript of the gene ORC4, whose product is annotated as origin recognition complex subunit 4. Lineage: Eukaryota; Metazoa; Chordata; Aves; Tinamiformes; Tinamidae. Gene Ontology annotation, cellular component: nucleus; nuclear origin of replication recognition complex. The record is from RefSeq and is a predicted model, not a curated record. The transcript has 13 exons. The coding region runs from base 11 to 1321 and encodes 436 amino acids. Gene Ontology annotation, biological process: DNA replication; DNA replication initiation. Gene Ontology annotation, molecular function: DNA replication origin binding; ATP hydrolysis activity.
CAUUUCUGCAAUGAGUAAACGUAAACUGAAGGAGACUAGCAGUGCAAAUGGAGAAUGCAUUUCACAGGUACAAAGAAUUUUACGUGAACGAUUCUGUCACCACUGUACAACUGGAAAGCUGUUUGGAAUUGAUCAGCAAUACAAACAUCUGCUGGAACUGCUGAAACGCACCACCCUUCAUGGAGAAAGUAAUUCUGCUCUCAUUAUUGGACCUCGAGGAUCAGGAAAGACUACGUUGUUAAAUCAUGUCUUAAAAGAGCUCAUGGAAAUAAAACAAAUUAGAGAGAACCUCUUGAAAGUCCACCUGAAUGGGCUUUUGCAGACUAAUGAUAAAGUGGCCCUGAAGGAGAUCACCAGACAGUUACACCUGGAAAAUGUGGUUGGGGAUAAAGUUUUUGGCAGUUUUGCUGAAAAUCUUGUGUUCCUUCUUGAAGCUUUAAGGAAAGGUGAUCGAACCAGCAGUUGUCCGGUCUUGUUUGUACUGGAUGAAUUUGACUUGUUUGUUCAUCACAAGAAUCAGACACUGCUCUAUAACCUCUUCGAUAUAUCCCAGUCUGCACAGACUCCCGUAACAGUUAUUGGACUUACAUGCAGACAAGAUGUCCUGGAACUCUUGGAGAAGAGAGUAAAAUCAAGGUUCUCCCAUCGGCAGAUAUAUUUGAUGAAUUCCUUUGAUUUUAAACAAUACAUUAAAAUAUUCAAAGAACAGCUGUCUCUUCCUGCUGAAUUUCCUGAUGAGGCCUUUGCUCAAAAGUGGAAUAAUAACAUUCAGCAUCUCUCAGAAGAUAAAACCGUGCAGGACCUACUGCAAAACCUGUUCCACCAUAGCAAAGACAUCCGCUCGCUGCAUUUGCUGUUGAUGCUUGCCUUGAGAAACGUCACCGUGCAUCACCCCCUGGUGGCCGUGGCCGACCUCCUCGAGGCGAGCAAGCAGCGGAGCGUCGACUCGCAGGCCAACAUCGUGCACGGUUUGUCUGUCCUGGAAACUUGCCUCAUUAUAGCUAUGAAACACUUAAAUGAUGUUUAUGAAGGAGAACCAUUUAACUUCCAGAUGGUUUACAAUGAAUUUCAGAAGUUCAUCCAGAGGAAGGCCCAUUGUAUGUACAACUUUGAGAAGCCAGUCGUCAUGAAGGCAUUUGAGCACUUACUGCAACUGGAAUUAGUAAAACCUGUAGAGAGACCCACGGUACGUGCUCAGAAAGAGUAUUUACUAAUGAAACUGCUCUUGGACAACAAUCAAAUCAUGGAUGCGCUGCAGGCGUAUCCAAACUGCCCCACGGACGUGAAGCAGUGGGCAACGUCGUCCCUUAGCUGGCUGUGAGCUCUUUGGAACUAAUACAAUCACUUUCUACGUCAAAAUUUUUGGAAUUAGCUCUAGAAACACUUCCCUACAGGGAGUGUUCCAGGUAAAAAAUUUUUGAAAGAAUGAGUGGAAAGUUUCUGCUUUGCUGCUUGAGUGGGAUCUGAGGAGAACUUUAAGGCUGUUAUCAUCUACUUGCUAUGAACUAACUGAACUCAGCCUAGCUCAGCUUAGCACAAACUUUCCCUCACUUGGUUUUGACUUCAGAGAAAUCAGAGCAACUCCCUGAGUUUCUUCAUCUCAAAUCAAGCCCCAUGUAGUUGCUGCCCUUGUGGCCCUGCAAAAGGCUGGGGGCUUGUGCUGCAACCUCAGUGUGGUCUCUCUGCAGCAUGGGGCCAUUUCUAAUGCAAUUCAAAGCUGCUGCGUGGAGUUGUUGUUUAGUUAGUUCUUUGUUAGUUUUAAAUGUUACCUCCACCUCUUGAAAAGACUAGAGAUACUUUGAAAAGCAGCAAAGUAGUAAUGUAACAGGUAGAGCUGGGGCGGCUCCCUGCUUGCACAGCUCUGUAACCUCUGUAAGAUGAGGGGAGCCUCCUCUGGAUGCACAUUAACCUGUCAGAGCAAAUUUCC